This is a messenger RNA of Scatophagus argus, 2040 nucleotides long. RefSeq names its product prohibitin 2a (gene phb2a). Gene Ontology annotation, biological process: mitochondrion organization. The transcript is spliced from 10 exons. Bases 121 to 1026 code for a protein of 301 amino acids. Gene Ontology annotation, cellular component: membrane; mitochondrion. Lineage: Eukaryota; Metazoa; Chordata; Actinopteri; Scatophagidae. The record is from RefSeq and is a predicted model, not a curated record.
AACGAACUCAGCCUCGGUGAAAUCCUACAUUUCCCAUGUUACCCCGCGGACCCGGAAGUGCGUCAUCACGCUUGACCUUGCACCCUUCUUCACUUGCUUUUCUAGAAGGAGAGGACGAGCAUGGCGAAUAAAGAGCCCGGUGGUUUUCUGCAGCAGCUGCGGCAGAUCGCAGGCAGGAUGUCGUCGGGACCUCGGGGUGCAGGACUCGGGCUCAAACUGCUGAUCGGUGCCGGAGCUCUGGCUUACGGAGUGAAGGAAGCAACAUACACAGUUGAAGGAGGACAGAGGGCCAUCAUCUUCAACAGGAUCGGAGGGAUGCAGAUGGACACUGUUCUGGCUGAGGGACUCCACUUCAGGAUUCCCUGGUUCCAGUAUCCCAUCAUCUACGACAUCAGAGCCAAGCCCAGAAAGAUCUCCUCGCUGACCGGGAGCAAAGACCUUCAGAUGGUGAACAUCGCGCUGCGGGUCCUGUCCCGGCCGGUGGCGUCCAACCUGCCCACCCUCUACCAGCAGCUGGGACAGGACUACGACGAGCGCGUCCUGCCCUCCAUCGUCAACGAGGUGCUGAAGAGCGUGGUGGCAAAGUUCAACGCAUCACAGCUCAUCACGCAGAGGGCACAGGUUUCCCUGCUGAUCCGCCGGGAGCUGUUUGAGCGGGCGAAAGACUUUAACAUCAUCCUGGAUGACGUGGCCAUCACAGAGCUCAGCUUCAGUCGAGAGUACACGGCCGCCGUCGAGGCCAAACAAGUCGCCCAGCAGGAGGCGCAGCGAGCUCAGUUUUAUGUGGAAAAGGCCAAACAGGACCAGAGGCAGAAGAUCAUCCAGGCUGAAGGAGAAGCUCAGGCUGCUAAGAUGCUGGGCGAGGCCGUGACGAAGAAUCCAGGCUACCUGAAACUCAGGAAGAUUCGAGCGGCGCAGAACAUCGCCAAGACGGUGGCGCAGUCCCAGAACAAAGUCUACCUGAGUGCUGACAGCCUGGUGCUCAACCUGCAGGACAGAGACAGCUUCAAUUUGUCGCUGAAGUAAGCCGACGGCUUCCUGUCGGGCUGUCGUCGUUCCUGCUGGUUCGUUUCUACAGAAAGAACACCUCACACCUGGCUCAUUUCUCAGCUCCCGGCCGCAGGAUGUCAGUCUGGUCCAGGUCCUGACUUUGAUCUGUGCGUCGUGUCAUCUGCUCGAGACGUUUUGUCUGAAAGGUUCCUCUGCUGUCAGUUAAAGUCCUGAUUUCUUCACCGUUUAAUUUGUGAAUGAGAAUCAGUUUCCCUCGGAGGAAGGAAUCUGCUGCUUUUCCUCCACGUUAACUUCCUGUUAGCUUGUUUCAAGCCUCUCAGCUCCUUCCUGUGUGUUUUUGUCCUUGUGGACACUUGAGUGUCAUCAGUCCACAGUUUGUCACAUGAAUAAGCUACGAGUGCUGAUACAUAACAAGUUGAAACAAACAAAGCUCCAUUUUCAUGAAUAAAAUGUAAAGACUUGAACCAACAGCGGAGGAAUCUUUUAAAGCGUCGGUUCUUCUGAAGCACACACAGUUUUCACUUCCCAUCUAAAUCUCAGCCUUCCCUCCUCCCUGAUGUGACCUGCUGUGCUUUCUGUUCACUGAGGUGUGACGAAUCAGAUUAACUGCUUUAGCACUAGAAGUUUGUUUUGUGGAUCUCUGAUGGCCGUUUAGGUUUAAGCAUGCUCAGUGUCAAAACCGUGUGUGUGAUUUGGGUGAACUGAGCCUUUAAGUGAACCGAGCAGAGCCCUGCUGGUCUGAAGGGAACUCUGAACCUGGAAACCUGUCGGUUAGACGUGUCACUGGUUUGUCUCGGUCGCACGUGGACGUGGACGUGGACGCUUCGUGACGUGGUUUCCUCCCUGAGGGUCUCAGCUGGACUCCCGCUGCACAGCCGGGCCUGGACGUGAGUCACCGAGCUUUCAGCCUGGUGCCUUUGACACCCGACAGUCUGUAGGAAACCGUCAUCAUCGUGUCUGUCUGUUGUGUCCAUAGAGUCUCACCUGUCAUGUUCAGUGUUUGCCAUUAAAGGAAAUUUGCUUAUACGA